AUCCAUCCACCAAAAACCAGGAAUCUGAAAACGUAGCUUUUGAGGAAGAAAUAGAAACAACGGGAGCUCUCUAGUUUUCUUCACUCGUCUCUCAUUCAACAAUUUCUCGUUUUCUUUCCAUUUUACCCUUCCCUUCUUCCCCUUAUUUACACUCCUCUGCCACUUUCCGCCAUUGUCGUUUUCCUCUCCUUUUCCUGCUUCAUGUCGUUUCACAUUCCCAGUUACUCCGAAGCUCAAUUCAACUCUUUAAAACGUUGCAUUUAGGGCUCCUUUUUGAACCGUGUUGAAGAUGAAUCGGAGCUUUAGGGCUCAGCAAGAAACGGCAAUGCAAACGGCAGCGUUGAAACAACGGCAACAGUUGAGAGCUUCGUUGAUGAAGGAGAAAGAGGAUGAGCUCUUAUUGUUUCUCGAGAUGCGUAGACGUGAGAAAGAACAGAGUACGCUUCUUAAUCACCCCUCCGAAGACUUUGAUGCUCCUUCAGGAUCUAAACCUGGAACUUCCCCGAUAUUUAAUCUUUCGGCACUGACGACUACGGCGGGGAGAAAGACGGGUGCUGCUGCUGACGAUUUUCUUAAUUCUGAAAGUGAAAAAAACGAUUAUGAAUGGCUUUUAACACCUCCUGGUACUCCACUUUUUCCAUCCUUGGAGAUGGAGUCACAAAAGACUGCAAUGAGUCAGAUUGGUGCUCCUAAGGCUGGCUUAACUGCCCUGAAAUCUAGGCUGGCAAAUUCCCACCCAGAGUCUGCUGCCAGGAGCAACUUAUCACCAAAGCAACUAGCUUUAUCCCCUGGGUUGAAUUCUACAGGUGUUCGCAGGCCCUCAUCAUCAGGGGGUCCAGGUUCAAGACCAGCAACACCCACUGGGCGCUCUACAUUGACUGGAGCAGCUAAACCUACAAGAUCGUCAACACCCAAAUCUCGGGCUACAUUAUCAUCAACUAAGCCCUCAAAUCCCUCAACUAAGCCUGUAACAUCUGCAACAAUGCCUGUAAUGUCUGCUACUAAGUCUGCAACAAAACCAGUAUCUUACACAACUAAGCCCAUGGUUUCUGCUGCCAAGACUGCAUCUUCUGUGACUAAACCCACAGUUUCUGCAAGAUCUGCCACGCCGACAAGGUCCACCAGAAGGUCUUCAACACCGACUGCAAGACCUUCUAUACCUUCAUCCAAACCAUUAUCAAGAGCAGCCACACCGACCCGUCGUCCAUCAACUGCUGCUAAUAUAUCUGCUUCUCCAAUCAAACCAGCCCCAUCAGUUACAAAGCCAACUCCUGCAGCAUCCAGAAAUUCUGUUCCAUCACGGGGUGCCUCUCCAGUGGUAAAAUCUAAGCCAUGGAAGCCUUCUGAGAUGCCUGGUUUCUCACUUGAUGCUCCACCAAAUUUACGAACAACACUACCUGAUAGACCACUUUCAGCGACAAGAGGCAGGCCUGGAGCACCAAGUUCUCGAUCUUCUUCUGUUGAACCAGGCCCCAUCGGUAGACCAAGACGGCAAUCAUGCUCUCCUUCAAGAGGACGUCCCCCUAAUGGUGCUUUGCUGCAUGUCAGUGGGAGCUCCGUGCCUGCAGUAAGUCGUGGAUUUUCAAAAGUUAGUGACAACGUGAGCCCUGUUGUGAUUGGAACUAAAAUGGUUGAGAGGGUAAUAAACAUGCGGAGACUGGCGCCUCCUGGGCAAGAUAAUAAACAUUCUCCUCAUGGUAACUUGUCUGGGAAGUCUUCCUCGCCAGAUAGUUCAGGCUUUGGAAGAACGCUCUCAAAGAAGUCAUUGGAUAUGGCUAUAAGGCAUAUGGAUAUAAAUCGACGCAUUCCUGGUAAUUUACGGCCUUUAAUGACAAAUAUUCCAGCAUCAUCUAUGUACAGCGUGAGAUCAGGUCCUACACGAAGCAGAAAUAUUAGUGUCUCGGAUUCCCCACUUGCUACAAGCAGCAAUGCUAGUUCAGAGCUUAGUGUCAAUAACAAUGGCAUUUGUUUCAAUGGGAACGAAGUAGAAGAUGAUAUUGGCAGUGAGGUAGGUGGUCGAUCCCCUGCCAGCAUGCAUGCCUGAUGAUUGCCAGGGUGAAUAAGGUACGACAAUACAUUAAUUGUUUUUUAAAUCUGUGAUAUUUGACAUUCAGAAGUGAACCAAUUUCUAGGAAGAACCACGAAUCGAAUCACUAUACUAAUAUUAAUGUAAAGCUAAUUAGAUUUGCCUACUGUGUUGUAAUUCACGAUCAUUGUUUAUUAGGGCAACCAAGGUAGAUGCUAGACAUCUUUUCUUCUUCAAUUUCGACACGGUGGGUUGUUAUGAACUA
Hibiscus syriacus is the source of this 2291-nucleotide messenger RNA. Its product is annotated as mucin-5B-like. Gene Ontology annotation, cellular component: cortical microtubule. NCBI's taxonomy places the organism in Eukaryota, Viridiplantae, Streptophyta, Magnoliopsida, Malvales, Malvaceae. The record is from RefSeq and is a predicted model, not a curated record. Bases 290 to 2044 code for a protein of 584 amino acids. Gene Ontology annotation, biological process: cortical microtubule organization. The transcript has 5 exons.